AUGACAAUAUAUUUUCCUACAGAUCGAGGUCAUUUUGAUGAAAAAAAUAUAAUUCAUGCUGAUUUGAAAAGAAGUAUUGUUUUAUAUGGCCCAUGCAGACCCACCAAAAUUGAAUUUUCAACUUCUCCAGAUGGUAGUGGACAUCCACGAAAGUUUUCAUCUGAGUUUUAUUUUAAAACAGUUAGGUCUGGUGUUCGCAUUCCAAGGUUAUGGCUCUGCUAUUCAGUAGUAUUGGAUUGUGUGUACUGUGAAACUUGUUGGCUGUUUGCAAGCAGACUUGAACAAUUUAAAAACAAUUGGAUUGUGGGAAUAAAUGAUUGGCAUCAUAUAGGUGAAAAAAUAAUUGUUCAUGAAAUUUCAAAACAACAUAUUCAAGCUGUUGAGCUUAGAAACAUAUGGUCACAAAACAAAACAAUUGAUAGUCAGCUAGAAACUCAGAUUAAUAAAGAG
Molecule: messenger RNA, 450 nt
Organism: Acyrthosiphon pisum (pea aphid)
Lineage: Eukaryota; Metazoa; Arthropoda; Insecta; Hemiptera; Aphididae
Exons: 2
Source: RefSeq, a predicted model, not a curated record